AUGCAGGGCAGUAUUGCUCGCAGGCAGCCGGGAAUCUACUUUCGCCUGCGAUCAGAAUCGCUCGCGAUGCCUUUGACCCCGGAGGCUGUGGCGGAGAUCAGUCGCCUGGUGGAGGAGAGCAGUCGGAAGGGGGACUUUCUGGUUCGCAAUGUCCAGCAGAUCUUUGCCGUGCUCAAACGACACUCCCUGCUUCAGCGGCAUUGUGGCGGUGCGGAUGCAUUCUUUCUCGCCGAGACUGAGAUGUUUCUUCGCAGUCACGGCCAGAGCAAGGGCAUGGGACCUUCCUUCUGGGAGAAUGUGUCGGCGGACUUGAAGAAGGGCGACCAAGUGACCUUCUUCAGGCAUGCUUUGGUGAAGCUUGCACUGAGCACCAAUCUGGUGACUGCCACAUCUGUCAAGAAGGCAUUGGCCAAAGAUGCCCUUCCCAAGGCCAUCAAAGCCGACGAGGCAAUGUCCAAGAUUCGCAGCAUGCUCACCGGAGCCGGUGUGCAGUUGAUGAGCGAGAUUGGCACGGGGACUGCCCUGCAUAUCCUGAAGGUGAAGCAGGCUGACGAGGAGGAGCAUGCCCCGAAAGCCAAGAAAGCCAAAACCACCAAGAAGUGA
Messenger RNA from Symbiodinium sp. CCMP2592, 603 nucleotides. NCBI's taxonomy places the organism in Eukaryota, Dinophyceae, Suessiales, Symbiodiniaceae. The record is from the annotation of a GenBank genome assembly.